AUGGCGUUUUCUGUGAAAGGUAGAAGGGUGCUUUUAUUGGCGUUUUUUUCGACGUUCGCAGCUCUUGCAGUUUCAUUUAGCCUUUAUUAUCUGAUAAACUACAAAAGAGGGAGGAAAAAGGGAGGUUUUAUAGACGUAUACAAAAAUCGUGACGGGGAAAAGACCCCUAGUUCCGUUACAGUGGACUUGGAACUGGCGGAAAUUUUGAAAGAAAACGGGCAUGGCGAGUUUACAAAAGGGACGAUAUACAAGUUGCUAGAACUGUUAGAAAAAGUGGAAGAUUGCACGUUAGAGAAACUUCUUGGGGCACUUCUGAAUUGUUCUGCUUUUACAACAAACCAGGUAAAAUAUUGUGUUUCCUACUCGACCGUCCCUGGAGAAAUACUGCACUUUUAAUAAUAAGCUUAACUCGAAAUCUUUUUGGGUACCUUUCCCUGAUAUUUAAUGCACUGUAUCCCUCUUUUGCUGCUCUUUACUGUGCCUGGCUCUGUGGCCUAUUUACCUCCACCUCUCCCUCUUUCAUUGCUUUUUCUGGUUUUUUGUUGUACCAGUCCAUUGCAAAACCGCCCAUUCCCUCCCCUUGGGGGUAUGUGUGAAAAUGAACAACAUUAUUGAAACCUCCAUAGCCAUAAGACAGCUCUCCAAGAUCUUAGAUAUUUUGGUUGUAGGAAAAUUUUUGAAUAGUUGUUGGUGAGUAUAGGAUUUGAUGCUUUUUGAAGUGCUAGCCGUGCCUACGAUUUGACCAUCUAAACUGCCAACAUAACCGAGAAUUUGACCAGAAUUUUUCAAAAAAGUCAAAUGCCCAGGGGUUUGACAGGGAAAGGCAUGGACAGUUUUGGAAAUGACUGGUACAUUACCCCACUUAACCCCAGCCCAUUUUAUCUCUCUUUCUUUUCAUAGAUUACACCUCAUCCCUUUCUGUCCUUAUUUUCUGUUUGCUCUCCAAUAACCCUCUGGAGCAGACAUCCAUUUGCAACCAUGAAAACAAUCUUCUCAAACUUGUUAAUAAUUCAUAAAGAGAAAACAAAGAAAAUCACAACAAUGACGGUGGCUUAGAUGUAGGAUACUAAUUACCAUAACAAUUUUUGAACUUUGUCUUUGAAUUUCUCCAAUCUAAAAAUCAUUGUUCAUUUGAGAAGCUAUAUCCAAAACUCCACUCAUUGUUUCUUCUGAUAUCCACAGACCUCAAAGUCGGUCUUAAAAAACUCAGCUGCGCCUCGUUUUUCCACCCACUUCUCGGUGUCUGGACAUAGGAUGAAACACUAUGUCGAUUUUGAUAUAUUAAAGGAACAAUAGAUUCUACAAGAUAAAUGCAAGAGACCUGAUUAUAUAGUGUUGUUCAAUUUACAGAAUGCUAUUCGUGAGUGUGGAGGCUUACCACAACUGGUGUCUCUUUUGGUGCAUCCAAAUAAAGCCGUCAAUAUCAAGGCAGCACAAGUGCUGUCCAACUUAGCAAUGAAUGAAACAAAUCAGGAAAGUCUAAAGGUCAGCUUUGUAUAAAAAGUCCUUUGAUUAAACAGUUAACAGUAGCACUUUUCUCCAAUAAAUGCCGAACCCAACCAGAAGAAUGCAACAUUUAUUUUAUAGAUUUGAGGAUUAUAAGGAAAAAACUCAUCACAACUUGGUAAUCUACACCAUCAGGAUAAUUCAGCUGUGUGAUGGACUUGAAUUACUUCGCUAAGCUCUACUCACUCAGAUGAUAUGUACAUAGAACCAACUCCCGUCACAUCAGUAGUGAAGUGGAGAUGUGGAAUUUACUUAAGAUGGCUGAACACAGUUUUGUGGGCAGCCAGCGGCUCGUGUGACGGCUAGUGUUUUAAGUUAGACAAACAAAUAGGGCGGCGAAAAAUGCAACUUGGUAUAUGGAAGAUGAUUUCUUAAAAUCUGCUCAUUAAAAUUUUGUGAUAUGUGGCAGAAUUUUUACUUUUAUCGUAUUUUAAAUAAUGAGAACUUUAAAAUGGAAGUUGAGCAGAUGAAUUUUGUGACACAGUUAAUGAUUAUUAUUGAUUAUCUAAAAACCAGUCUGUUAAAAUUUGGUCAAAUAAGUUUCAAAUAAUAAUGAUUAAAUUAUUAUAGUAAGGUGUGUGCAAAUUCAUAGGAAAAUCUAAUCAGCGAAUUUUAUUUAAACUGAGCAAAAGUGAAAUUUUAAGGUUGUAUUCAAUCGUUUAUGUUGCCAUGGAAACAACAAAAACGUCAAAUUUUACCUGUCAAAUAAAAUCUUUCAUAAGUAUAUUUUUCACUUUCCAAUUAAGUUUCAGCUUGUGAGCUGUUACCUUUCUUUUGCCAUGAUUGGGCAAAUGACACUCACUCACAAACUGCCAGAACUGUGUUCAGCCACCUUAACUAGCGCUCUCAAAAGAAUUGCGACUGGACCCGACCAAAUUCCUUACUGGGUUUGGAAGGAGCAUGCAGAGUUUUCACGCUUCCUAUCACCAAAAUCAGGAAUCUCUCAAUCUCUACUCAGUGUUUGCCAUCAUCGUGGAAGCGAGCAAUAAUUAUCACCCCCCCCCAAAGUGGAUGUUCCUAAAGUACAUGGUGAUUAUUGGCAUUAAUAUAACUUCUGUUCAGCCUGACUCCUGUUAUAGGCUUUCGAGAAAAUUGUGUACCACUGCCAUGCCUGUGAGACCAUUGAAAGCCACCUCAGCACCUGACAGUUUGCCUACAGAAAAGGUGGAAACUGUACUGAUUCUCUCUUGCCAAUUCAAUGUAGGAUCAACAGCUACUUUUAUUGGAUAACCCAGAUUGUAAAGCAGUUCGCCUUUUUUGCUAUGGACUUUAGCAAAGCUUUUGACUCUGUGAAACAUGAACUUCUGGCUAAUAAAUUUAAAAAGCUCCCACGAAAUCCGUGCAUGUAUAUUACCAAAAAAUUGGUACUUGAACAUAGAAAACAAAGGGUACAAAUGCAACAAACCAGUUAACAAAGGGACAACUCAAGGUAGCAUUAGCAGUCCUUUCCUUUUCAACAUCUUUCUCAAUGAUCUUAACAUCACUUUAGGUAAUCAUGACGCACUUAUUUAAGUACGUGGAUGAUUUGACAAUUAUUGCUCCUGUAUAGAAGGAGGUAGACUACUGCGAUCAGUUAGUGUCACAGUUUUUAGAUUGGAUGAAUACAAAUGGAAUAUCUUGCAAUGCAAGCAAAUGUAAAGAGUUGACAAUCAAAAAGAGAGGCAACCACAAUCUCUAUUCACAUAUUGGGAUGAUACCAAGCUGUAAAGAAGUAGAGAUUUUGGGGGUCACCUUCCAAUGCGACAGCAAAUUUUUAGUGCAGGUGAAGGACAAACUUAUUAAAGCUAACAAAUCCCUAUACAUAUCCUUAGAAUGCUGUGCAAAGAGGGGUACAAUCAGUCAGAAAUAGACCUUCUCUUUAAUGCAAUUGUUCCACCUAAUAUUAAUUACGCAUUAUCUGCAGUCUAUGCCACAUUCGAGUCCGACCUUACACCCAUACAAUAUUUCUUAGUCUGCUGUUUUAAAAGGAAAUAUACAUCUAAGCCUGUAAGUGUUUAUGAUUUCUUACAGAGGCAAGCUAGACCGUAAAAUUUUCGUAAAAGUUUCUAAUGCUAUUAAGGGACAUCCACUUUUAUCUAUUAUGCCUUGUGUUAAACCAUCCAGUCACAAUCUUAGGAGAGAAACUUGUUUUAAACCUCAGAUUAACACUAUGCAUUUUAAAAACUCUUUUAUUGACCAUUUAGUUUUUAAAUAUGAAUUAGCUAUGUAAUAUACUAGAUUUUUAAAUCUUACUUUUUACCUUUUGAAAAUUUCUUACACUUGUAACAAAAGAUAUAUAUAUUUAAAAAUAUCUUUUGAUGAAUAAAGACUUUACUAUUAUUAUUAACAACAAUUAUUUAUUUACAAAUUAAUGAUUCAUCAUGAUUGUUAUCAGUGAUAUAAGAAAUGUGCUUUUGAAAUAAAUCCCACCAUCAAAAUAUAGACCCUGCCUUUGAACAGAUGUUGCAUAGGAAUUGCUUAAAGAUUUAAUAAAGGCCACAUCAUUCAAUUGGUUACAUGUAAAUAUGGCAGGCUCCUCUUUGUUAACAAAAAACCCAAGACUACAAACUUACAAUGAAUGUAAGGCUAUUGUUUAUUAUUUGAGUCCCAGCAGAUAUUCCAUACCUUUCGUGUAUAAACCUCUCACAAUUGCUUUGUCUACUCCAUAACAGUAAUGACAACUUGAUUUUAUCCAAACGUCUACAAGGAAAAUAGCCACACGUUGUGCUCAGUCUUUGUGCCCCUUGGUCAAAUUAACAUGCAUUAUUGUACAUGUAUUGACUUUUCUUUCAGGGCAAUAUUUGUGAUGUUAUAAAAAAUAUUGAAUACCAUGACAUUGUUGAAGAUGAAGAGGUGAUUUUAGAGCAUUUUAGGCUCCUGGUUAAUUUAUCUGCAACAAAUGUGGCACAUGAUGAAAUAAUCACAGGAACCCAGGAAUAUUUCAGAAUUCUCACCCAGGCUGUUUCACGACAGAUUCAGGUACUGUACAUGAAAGUAAAUUUUGUGGUUAUUUCAGUAUUUUUUUCCUUUAUAAUGUAUUAAAAGUCUUUCUUUUUUUGUUUUGCAAUUGUUCCAUAACCUACAUGUACUAUUAUUUAAUACUACUGACAAAUACCGUAUUUAUUGGAUUAACCGCCCUGGGCGCUUAUUAAAUUUUUGGACCUUGAGAGUGGGUGCUUAUUCGAUGUGGGCACUUAUUCGAGGCUGGGCGCUUAUUAAAUUUUCACCAUUAAAUUCAACAAGUGAAGUAUGUUUAUUUUGCAGUAAAACAGUAAAUGCUAUUAUACUAAAUAACAAAACGCAAGGAAGUAACAAAGCAAGGUUUCCGUAAAAUACUCUGAAGGAAACUCCGUCCUCAGGGAAGUCUGUAUUAGAAGUUAUUUACUCAAGUGGGUGGAGUGCAUGGGGCCGGGGCGAGUGCUUAUUUGAGUUUGAUUGGGAGGAGGAGGGGGUGGGCGCUUAUUCGAGGCUGGGCACUUAUUAACUUUUUCUGCCUUUAGGAUGGGCGCUUAUUUGAGGUGGGUGUAAUAAUUCGAGGUUGGGCGCUUAUUCGAAUAGAUAUGGUAAUAAUUCUACUGAGAGACUAGUAAAAGUUAAAUGAAAAAGAUCUUCCCUUCCUGCUGUUCCAAGGCUGGUGCAUUAUCUCACCAAGAGGAAAAUUGUGCAGUUACCUUAUUUUGGUUAUAAUUUUUCAGCUGGGAUGCACUAGCUUACUUUUGUUUAACUGCUCCAAUAAAACUUUUUUUCCAUUUUUUUAAGGGUUUGAGUUACAGUCAUCUGGCUGUCUCUAUUGUAAAAGACAUGUUAUGACUAGUGUUAGCAGCAUAAAAGAUGGAAAAGUAGUCCCGUCUGUACCUUGAGUGAUCAUUUUCUCCAUAAUUAUUAUUGUUGACUUUGUUGACUGUAAAAAACACCAAACAUGUUUACUUUUUUGUGAAUAUUUAGCAAAUUUUGAACUUUUACUACUGAUAAGAAUAAUAAUUUUCAGCUAGCAGUUCUAAGACUUUUGGUGAACUUGUCAUGCAACCCUAACAAUUUGGGAAUACUACUGGAGUUUAAGGUUAGUAGUGAGCUUUCACACUCCUCCACCUGUCGGAUAGUUAAUUUAUUCUCUCCAUCAACAAUAAAUAUAUUGUAUCACAUCUUUAGUAACAUGUAUUACAUUGGCCGUAAAUACAGUGAAAACCCACAAGUAUAAGAACCUGCACUUUCCCAAGUUAAACAGGUUUUUAGAGAGGAGAAACUUGUGUGAUGUUAUAUACCACGGUAGGAAAAUUUCUGGAUCACAACAAUAGGGAGCUUAAGCAAUCACGACAGUGACGGCAAAGAGAAUGGCAAAAAAGGCAACUAAGGCUUAAAUUGGCAAAAUAACAACUUUGCGCAUGCAUCACACUUUUUUGUACAUUUCUUAGCUGUCAUUGCACGACUGCAACAUGAAACUUCCUUAUUUAUAUAGUAGGUGAACACAACACACAAAUUCCCUUCCUGUGGUCCUUUGGGGUUCAACCCCAGAAAAUGUCGCCUACAUUUGACAAAUUAAAUAAAAUUUUAUAAGAUUGCUGAAGUUUGAAAUGGUGUGAAUUCACUGUUAUACACUGAAUGAACCAUUUCACUUUAUUUAUAUUUUUUUGAAGUGGAAGACACAAUUUAACAUAAUUUUAACCAUACCAACAGUGAUUUAAUCAUGUUUUAAGCAAAAGUUUACCUGGUUUUUCAUUGGUGUUUAUAUAGUAAAAGUUUGUUCUCAAAAAUAACAUAGUGAUUGUGUUACAAACCUUCCAUGAAUACUUAAAGUAAAAAAUUCAGUAUAAGGAUUUUGAGCAUAUGGGGAUAAACAUAUAAGUAGCAUGCUGGAGGAACAAAAUUAUAUAAUACAUGUUUCUGGUAUUGAUGAUGUACAGUGCUACACUUAACAAUAAAAAUGAAGAUUUGUUUGGCAUUUUGUUAUUUUGUUUGUCUUCCACAGCCUUUGUUAAUUCUCCAGACCUUCAUGCUACCAGACAACCCUGAUGAUAUUAUUCUUCGAGCCAUAACAAUCUCAGCCAACUUACUAUCAAGUCUUGGUAACUAUUCACAGGUACAAACUAGUGAUAAAUAACAUUAAGGAAGGAAGGAAAUAAAACAUGGUUUCGUAAAUGUUUGUUGUUUCUGAUAACCAGAACAGUCCAACAAGAGAGACCAAACCAUACUGACUGAAUGACCCUUGACCAAAACUAGGUAUGUUUUUAUAGUGUUUGUUAUUAAAAACAAACCUUUACAAUUUGCACAUUCAAGGCUUGAAAUAAAUAAAACUAACUUCUUAUUCGUCAACCCUCUUUUGAAGGAAUGGUGAACUAAUUGAUGACAAUAACUGAAAUUGUCUGCAUGUACAAUGUAUAUUGGCCAUGGUACAAUUAUUAUGUUACAAAAGCUCUGUAAUUUUAAUAAUUACAUUCCACAGUGGGAUGGUAUUGCCCUGCGAACAGAGGCCCUUCGAUCUUCCUAGUUAAGUCGUGAAGACCGAAGGGCCUCUGCUCACAGGGUAGGAUGGUAUAUGACUGGCAGACUUGUUACUGCACUUUUCGACAACGAUUACAUGCAACCAGCUGUUAAGUCAAAAAUUUAACCAGCGAUUACAACAAAUUUUCUUCUGUCAAUGAUAAUAAUUAUUCCCUGCUAGCAUAGGCCUCUUUUCCCUGGUAUUCGGCAGAUAGGAGGAAAAGACAGUCUCUUUUCCUUACACCAGUUGAAUACCAAGGAAAAGAGGCCAUGGCUAGCAGGGAAUCGUAAUUAGGGCAAAACAAAACCAACAACUUCGAUCAAAUCUGCCAAAUAUGAAUAAACCCCGGCAAAUGUGACCUAACUUGAACCAGCUGAAGAGCAUUAAUUUUAUGUAUCAAGAGAGGUCUCAGCUGAUUGAUGGAAGUGGAAAACCUAAAAUAUUGUGGUUUCAUGAGAGAGAAACUUGAUAAGAGUUUGCAUGUUUAAAAAAAAUAGCGGCAACUGGAUCAUCUUGCAUUCUUAUUAUUACUUCUUUUUUCUUUGCAGCUACAACAAACAGUGUUGGCAGAGCAUAUUAAUGUAUUAUAUGGUGAACUAAUGGGCUUAUUGGAUCAUACCAAUCAGGAUAUUCAGUGUCAGGCCAAAAGGGCACUGAGGAGUAUAUUUGCCUUCAGAAUAAUGUACACAAAGUAA
Molecule: messenger RNA, 7659 nt
Organism: Porites lobata
Lineage: Eukaryota; Metazoa; Cnidaria; Anthozoa; Scleractinia; Poritidae
Source: the annotation of a GenBank genome assembly